CCACCCCGUGCCGGGAAACUAACUUCAAAUAACAAAUGUGAGAGACUCGGCAAGCCAGACACUCACUUAUUUCUCUCUCAGAUACAGAGAGGUGCUGGAAACUUUAGCUUUAUCAUACGGAACCGUCCGUAUAUUAAUAAGACAUUUUGAUCAUUUGAUUUAGAUUAGGACCGAGUGGCUUUAUUCAUUAUUGCAUGACGAGUUACAUAAAACUAUUACAAUCUUACAGUUUGUAGAUUGACUGACAUCUGAACCGAACAGGUGGCGCGUGUGUCAGGUUCCGCUAAGCGUUUAGUAUUAGGAACAGGGAUUCAGAUGUCCCAUUCUCAUAAGUAAGCAGUAGAUUCAGAAGACAACAGGUUUCCUUCAACAGGCGCAGGGAUGCCAGAUGCUGGAACAGACAUGGGUACGGACGUCGAGAAGAUAUUUGGGGUGAAAGCUCCGGCUCCCACAGAAAACACCCACCCUCAGUCUCUAAGCAACGGUCCUCUAUAUGACGUCCUCCGAAACUUUUACCACACGAAAAGAGUUGGGAAUUAUCUGAUCGGGAGGAAGCUGGGAGAGGGGUCGUUCGCCAAAGUCCGAGAGGGGCUUCAUGCGAUCACCGGCGAGAAGGUGGCGGUGAAAGUGAUUGACAAGAAAAAGGCCAAAAAGGAUUCAUAUGUCACAAAGAACUUGCGGCGUGAAGGACAGAUUCAGCAGAUGAUCCGACACCCAAACAUCACCCAACUGCUGGACAUCCUGGAGACGGAGAACAGCUACUACCUCGUCAUGGAGCUCUGCCCUGGUGGAAACCUCAUGAACUACAUUUAUGAGAAGAAAAGGUUGGAUGAAAGAGAAGCCCAGAAGUACGUACGGCAGCUAGUCAUGGCGGUGGAGCACCUGCACAGGGCAGGUGUUGUUCACAGAGAUUUGAAGAUUGAAAACCUCCUCCUUGAUGAACAGGACAACAUAAAGCUGAUCGAUUUUGGCCUCAGUAACUGUGCGGGAAUUCUGGGAUACUCUGAUCCCUUCAGCACACAGUGUGGCAGCCCAGCAUACGCCGCCCCUGAGCUUCUCUCAAGGAGGAAAUAUGGGCCCAAAGUGGAUGUCUGGUCAAUAGGGGUGAAUAUGUACGCCAUGCUGACUGGUACCCUACCGUUCACUGUGGAGCCAUUUAGCCUGAAAGCUCUACAUCAGAGGAUGGUGGACAAGGAUAUGAACCCUCUACCUCCAUCUAUCUCUUCAGCUGCUGUCAGUCUGCUGAAGAGGCUUCUAGAGCCUGCCCCCGACAAGAGGCCCAACAUCCACCAAGUGAUGGCUGACUCGUGGCUGCAGUUGGGCAACCCUCACACUGGAGUUCCUUACUUAAAUAGAAUCCACAUUGAGGAGAUCAACCAUACAGUUCUGCUCCACAUGACAGAGAAAAUGGGCUACAAACACAGUGAGGUGCUGAGUGCUGUGCUCACUAACAAAGCUUGCCACACGCUGACUGUGUACUUUCUCCUCAACAACAAAAUGAAGAGACUCUCAAAAGAGUACAGGGAGAAACAGUACAACAUGGAGAAAGAGAAAAAGAGCGAGCUGUUUCAGACCCAGUGGAGGAAGCACAUUGAGAAGGUCACGAUUCCACCCAAGCAGACACCCAUCUAUCUCGCUGUGAGCAAAGGACCCACCAAGGAGAAGAAACACAGAACUGGUCUUCUGAAAGCUGUGACUGGAGGUUUUAAAGAUGUUUACUCAGGACGUGGUGGUUGCAUCACCUCCUCCUCUCUGGAGUACCUGGAGAUCCACCCCCUGUUUCCCAACAACCCGCAGCCAGCCCAUCCUACACCUGAGACCCAGCCGUCCCAGAAAGACAGCUCCAAAGAACCCCCAAAAGCUGUCAACAUCCCCGCUCGCCCACCUUCCUCCCUCGGUGCUCAUUCCUGGGCUUCCGCAAGCAAGGAACCGAGCAAAGAAGCUCCUCCAUCGCCAUGGUACAAACUGACCAACGGAGCACUUUCUCCGCCUCGACACGUGUCUGCUUUUCAGCCUGAUAGCUCGUACUUGAAGAAGGCCACGAUCCCCAGCCCACCUGUUCUCAUCGUCAAACCUGAGCCCAAGAAAAGUCCUCCCGCUUCAGACUGGCCUAGCUCUUCAGAUUCAAGUGGUAGCCCGCCCAGCAGCGUGGGCAGCGAAGAACCCGACAGCCCUCAGCACCGCAGCAAGUUCCCUUCCAUGGGUAUCGGGCAGAUUUUAAAGAGAAAGGUGCCGCCCUUUAGCUUCCAGCUGCCCCCGUUCAGGCCAGAGCCUGCGGUGGAAGUGGAGUCUCCAACUCCCUACCAUAUGCAAACUCUGAUCUGCACCUCAGGGGCUCUCAAAACCCUGUGCUAAGGAUGAGAACUCUUAGAUUAUAAAAAAUAGGAUGUAUGCAGUACCGUGUUAUCUCAUCAACGACGCUUGCAGUUUCCGAGUGCCGACUUGCGAGAUUUGGCAUGUCUUAUACAUAACCCCAGGACAGUAGACACAGAAAGCCAAGUUCACAUGCAGCAGCACGUUCAACACGCUUCUAGUCCAAGUGCCAUGUAGCAGCUGAGCCACAACCUUUAACGCACAAUUCUUCUGUGAAACAAAGCUGUCACUGCCCACAAUAAUGUGUACUAAUACAUGUUCAUGUACAGUAAUACAACAAAGACUGUUAAUGAACGGUUGGAGGGUUUUUUGCUUAUUUGAGCAAACAAUAUUAGUGAGUUUUAAGCUCUUACUUUAUUUAACCUCAAAUUGUAAUUACACUCAGGUCAUGCUUAACUUUUUUAAUAGCCUCACUUUUAAACCUGUAGUGAAACGUCAGUAUAUCACUGGAAGACGACAUUCCUCGUUUUUCCCCUGUAGGGGUUUGCUGGCAUUUUGUAUAGCCUUAAAUAUCUUGCAUUCAGCCUUUGGGCUGCAAUGGAAGAUUUUCAGUAUCAUUUGAACUCUUGGUGUAUAAGAUUCAUUUUACCUGCAGAGCAUCACGUUGAGUGAAAUAAUAGAUUGUGCAAUAGUGUGUAUAUAUAUAUUUGAUGACUGACCUGGUUAUAACCAGGGUGGUGUUUUCACUCCAUUGAACGAAAGAGAUUUAAAACCGCCUGUAUAUAGAACACAAGUGUCUUUCAUUCCAUGUGUUUAAAGGUGAUUCAUGCUGUCAUUUCACAUUAGAUUUACAAAGCAGACCUCUUUCACAGUCUUCACGUGCACAGAAGACUAUGAGCUGUGAAAAAUGUUUUUCUGAUCUCAACUACACUUUUGCAUGCACACCAGGAGUUUUUUUAAAAAAAAAAUGUGAUGUCAGUUUUUUGGUGACAAGUCUUUGUACUUUUGUUACGGUGAAGAUAAAUUUGAAGGUCUUUUGUAAGUUUUGUAUUGAUUUGCUUUUUUUGCCAAGUUAAAGGAGAUUUUUAACACUGUAAAAAAGAUUUAUAUAUAAAGAUUAUUAUUUGUGUUCUGAAUUUUCUAUUUUAAUGCAGCAUGUAUUACUUUUUUGACACAAAUAAAUGCACAAUACCUACA
Molecule: messenger RNA, 3510 nt
Organism: Ctenopharyngodon idella (grass carp)
Lineage: Eukaryota; Metazoa; Chordata; Actinopteri; Cypriniformes; Xenocyprididae
Gene: hunk
Product: hormonally up-regulated Neu-associated kinase
Exons: 9
Coding region: 382-2355 (657 amino acids)
Biological process (GO): intracellular signal transduction; protein phosphorylation
Cellular component (GO): cytoplasm
Molecular function (GO): protein serine/threonine kinase activity; ATP binding
Source: RefSeq, a predicted model, not a curated record